AUGUUUCUCUUCGGUCUGGGGAAGCUGAUUUAUAUCAUCGUCCUCAUCAUAAACGCCAUCGCUAUCCUCUCUGAAGACCGCUUUUUGGCCCGCAUUGGUUGGGGCCGCACACAGUACGAUCCCGGCUUCGGCGCCGCCGUCCCUGACAACACAAGCAUCAAGGCGAAAUCCGUCAAUCUAAUAGCAAGCGUGCGGACGGUUAUGAGAAUUCCCCUCAUCAUAAUCAACCUAAUAAUCAUAAUUUACGAAAUCGUUUUGGGAUAG
Molecule: messenger RNA, 264 nt
Organism: Histoplasma capsulatum G186AR
Lineage: Eukaryota; Fungi; Ascomycota; Eurotiomycetes; Onygenales; Ajellomycetaceae
Exons: 4
Coding region: 1-264 (87 amino acids)
Biological process (GO): endoplasmic reticulum to Golgi vesicle-mediated transport
Cellular component (GO): endoplasmic reticulum membrane; COPII-coated ER to Golgi transport vesicle; Golgi membrane
Source: RefSeq, a predicted model, not a curated record